Messenger RNA from Astyanax mexicanus (Mexican tetra), 2600 nucleotides. RefSeq names its product collagen alpha-1(VI) chain. The coding region runs from base 199 to 2067 and encodes 622 amino acids. Lineage: Eukaryota; Metazoa; Chordata; Actinopteri; Characiformes; Acestrorhamphidae. The record is from RefSeq and is a predicted model, not a curated record. The transcript has 29 exons.
ACUGCCUGUUUAGUAUGAUCCCCCAGUCUGAGAAGGUGUGGUCUGUCAGAAUGCGGGUGGGGAAAAUGGGGCUGAAAGCCUGCAGGUGAGACUGGUACAACACACCUGCACGCACGGAAAAUCACAAUGAGGACAUUAUUUUCUUUCUCCAAGUGUAAAUAAGGUUUAGUUUAACCAGUGUGUCGUCUGAUCUUGAGAAUGAGGCUGAUCAGCGCUGUCCUUCUGCUUUCCUCAGUCUGCAGUGCACAGUUCCAGCAGUGCGACAGGGAGGCUGGAAAACCUUACCGUGACUGCCCUGUGGAUGUGUACAUUGUGUUGGACACUUCUGAGAGUGUGGCUUUACGGUACAAACCCUAUGGCUCUCUGGUGGACAGGAUCAAGAAAUUUACCCUGGACUUUGCGGAUCAGCUGAACAGCAGGCACUUCGGCUGCGCAAGAGACCUGGUCUGGAGUCUGGGGGUCUUGCAUUACAGUGAUGAAGUCAAGAUUGUGAGUGAGCUCACCAGCAUUGGGGAAACAAUUGAGAAAGACCGGCUAAAGAAAGCCGUCCAGGAAAUCCGUUACAUUGGCAAGGGCACUCAUACAGACUGCGCCAUCUCUGCAGCCACGGGUCAGCUCAUUACAGGGUCCCCUCUCCAUGGUAAUAAAUACAUGGUUGUGGUAACAGACGGGCACCCUUUUGAUGGGUACAAAGAGCCAUGUGGUGGUAUUAGCUAUGCAGUGUCAGAGGCCAGAGGAAUGGACAUCAAGAUAUUUGCUGUGGCCAUCACUCCUGCUCAUAUGGACAUCCGCCUCAGCGCCAUAGCAUCAGAUAUCCCCUAUGUGUAUAACCUGACUGCCACCAGCAACGACCCUCGCCUGGUUAGAAACACCAUCGAUACCAUUGUGUCUCUCAUUUACAAGGACUCUGAAGAUUUGUGUUGUUCAUAUGAGUGCAAGGCUCCCAGGGGAUCUCAAGGGCCAGUGGGGGAUCCUGGAGAAGCUGGAACUCCAGGAAGACAAGGGAUGUCUGGGAGGCCAGGAGGACUGGGAGCAAAGGGAGCAACAGGAGACCCGGGGCCCUCAGGACACAGAGGCGACAAGGGUGACCGAGGUCCCAAUGGCGCGAGAGGGCCAAGAGGACCACCUGGACAAAAGGGGGAGAAAGGAGUUGGAGGAAAAGAUGGGAAGGAUGGCCCCAUGGGGGAGCCAGGGAUGUUUGGCUUGCCAGGGUGUAAAGGAGAUGACGGAGAUAAUGGGCUGCCUGGAGCUCCUGGACUAAGAGGAGACCCAGGUGCUUAUGGUGUGCCUGGGCCGAAGGGGGAAUCUGGACCUCCGGGAGAGCCAGGUCUGCCAGGACUAUCUGGGCUGAAUGGAGCAAAGGGGGAGUCUGGAAGACCAGGAGCAGAAGGGAACAGAGGAGACAGAGGUGAUGAGGGUGACUUUGGCAGCACAGGACCUCCCGGCACACUGGGUGUGAGAGGAGAGCGAGGACUCCGGGGGCCUCCAGGACUGCGUGGAGUUCAGGGGGAGAAGGGGGAUGCAGGCCCUGUUGGGGCUGAAGGACAUGAGGGGCUGGCUGGAGAUGUAGGCUCAGCGGGUCUCCGUGGAGUCUCUGGGCUUAAGGGACAUAAAGGAGAGCCAGGCCAAACUGGAACUGAGGGUGUUAAGGGUUUAAAAGGACCACAAGGAUCCCCUGGAGAUCCAGGUCCACCUGGUGUGAGAGGUGAGGAUGGACCUAAUGGCUUAGGAGAUCCUGGUUAUUCAGGCUUCCAGGGAUAUCCAGGUUUAAGAGGCCUGCCCGGAGUAAAGGGAAUCCGAGGACUGCCUGGACUGAAAGGUGAAAUUGGGCUGUCUGGUGACCCUGGGGAUGAUUUUGGUCAACCUGGUAGGGAUGGUCCCCCUGGCCCCAAAGGAUAUCCUGGACUACAAGGAGAAAAUGGACGUCCUGGACCAGUUGGCUUAGACACAGACGAAUGCAGAAUUUUGGAAGUAAUAAAGAAACUUUGUUGUAAGUAUUACUGUUCAAAACCCUCUACAUUAACUGUAUCAGCCUGUUUUUCAAUAUUCAGUACACAAGAAUUAUAAUGAUUGUGAAAAAGAUUGCAGUCCUAAAGCUUCUGCAAACAUUUUCCGUGCAAGAAACCAUUACGUGCCUAAAUAUGGUGAAUGAGUUUAGGCAGGACAUGCUUGCUACAUUUUAGAGCAGCAUUUUACCAUUAGAUGUAAAUUCAGAGCUAAAGCAUUUGCAGGUUUGUCCAAACUGUUAGCAGUGAUUAACCGGCCAUGUGUUCCCAAAGCUGCAGUGGCUCGACCUAAAAUGGUUUGUUCUGAGCAAAUAUUUACACAUACCAGUGAAGAAUGUUUCACUGCUGCUCUUCACAUAUUUUGUUGCCUAAACGAAUUGCGGCCAAAAAAGAAAGUCUGGGGUUGAUUCAGAGCCUUUACUUGAAUGCGGUUAACUGAGAGUGCUGGGUUGCUGGGAGGGGUGGAGUACUUUUUACUUUGGGACUGUAUUUAAGUAGUAUUGAAUAUUAAGUAGUAUUAAUACAAAGUUUGAUCCCAUUUUCUUCCCAAUUAACAAGGCCAAUUACACAACCCACACAUUAGGACUCCUAUCA